GAACCCAAGCCCGUCGGCAGGGCAAGGUUGUCGAAACUCGAUAUCGGUGUCGAAGGUGUCACGGGCACGGCUACAUCAUAACCGGUUUGCUUGCACAGCCAUCAACCGACAGCCCUUCCGGUGUCAGCUCCGAGACACAUCUCGCCGACUCCGAUCGCCGAGACACAGCACUUUCAAAACUCAGUAGGAAUGGUCGAAUCAAGCGAUGAACUGUCUGAACCUAAGGACGAACCAAGGGAGCAGCCACUCAAAACCCAAGCAGAUUUGGUUAUUCGGAAAUUCGAACGACUGGACCUCUACAAUUUCGCCUCGCCAACUGAUACUCCUAUAGAUAUCUCUAUCGAACGAUUGAGGUCGAAACAAGAUCUCCUAACUCGUUUGUGCUCAAGCAUUCUACCUCAAAUCCAACAUCAAUGCGCCCGUCUGUCUAGAUUGUUGCAGGAGCCAACCCACUUGCAUAACAACCCGGCCUCAACGCUCAAGCUCAUCUGGGAGAUCCAACUCAACCUCGAGCUGACUUUGGGCCAAAUGAUCCAGACGCUCGAUGAAAUCUUUCCCGGAAGAGUCCCCGAACCUUACCAGAAACGUGACCAACGGUUCAAUGAGCUAAAAAUCUAUAGACUCCAUAGGCUUAAUUCUUCUCUCAGAGUAGAUUUGAAAAGUCGGCUCAGAAUUUUAUUUCAAAAUUCUAUCAAACUCAUUGAAGAUUUCAAGCUCCCAGUAGCGGAAAGACGUCAUGUAAUCGGGUUCGCAGAUUUGGGAAUCAACAGGAAGAUCGAAUUAGCCAUCAAGUAUGUCAAAGGAUCUGAAUUAAGCUUGAUAUGGGAGCUUUGGAAGGAUGGGAUCAACAGCUUGAGUCGUCAAGUGGCCGUACUAUUACGUCAGAUGGACCCGAUAAGAGCCUUACAUCCAAAGGGCGAAAGUCUCUUGAGUCAACCAGCUAUCAAACUCGGUCGAUCAGUCCUCCCAAUCUUCAAAUUAUCCAGACUUUUUUUCAAGAAAUUAUAUCGAGAAAAUGUCAAGCUGGAAGAAGUAGAAUUAUUCACAGAGAUGUGCUCUCAUCAAUUGUUUUGCUUGCAUUCAUCGAUCGAAGACAUCAUUGAAUCGAUUUCGAUGUUAUCGUUUUCUAUAAGAGAUGCUGAUCGACUUGCCCCUGGCGAUACUUGUCCGGCUAUCAUCCAAGAACUCAACAAACUCAUCGAAUUAUUCCAACCUCAUCUCUCUCUGAUCAACCUCUACGUUCUUCCUAAUAUGUUCCCAAAUCACACAGGUUUGUCUCAUCAAAUUGACUUCCAAAAUUGGGUUGUUACUUGGAACGAUUCCUUUCUUUUAGCUACUCAUAACGCGUUCCAAGCUGUUCAAUCAUUUGCAGAUACUUGAUUCUUUUUGUUGGUUGUUUCAAAUAUAUACAUAUAUAUAUAUUUCUGCAGUUAUUUUGUAAUACUAUGCUCAUCACUGUCCCAAGACUGCAGUAAUUUUCAAGGUGUCUAGUGAGUAAAUUUUGUAUCCUAUCAACAAAAACCUUCCAAACUUGCAAGAUGUAUGGCAAG
Puccinia graminis f. sp. tritici CRL 75-36-700-3 is the source of this 1550-nucleotide messenger RNA. RefSeq lists its product as uncharacterized. The record is from RefSeq and is a predicted model, not a curated record. The coding region runs from base 190 to 1380 and encodes 396 amino acids. The transcript is spliced from 2 exons. NCBI's taxonomy places the organism in Eukaryota, Fungi, Basidiomycota, Pucciniomycetes, Pucciniales, Pucciniaceae.